AUGAAUGAUCCUCAAAUCGGCACAAGUCGAGGAAAUUCCAUGCAACCUAUUCCAUCCCUCAUGGAAGUCGAUUUAUCACCAACCUUGAUGUCGGCAAUUGACGAUCUUUCGAUCGACAACUCGGAAGAUUCUGAUGAGGGGGAAGGGACACAGGUAGAUGAUGACAGUGAGAUGGAUACUUUGGAAAAUGGGGCAUCAAGUUCGAGAAAUAGGUAUGAACGUCCUUAUUUGACUGCCUCGCAUAACAAUGGAUUCGGAAAUUCAACCACGACGCUAUCUCAACCGAUUGCUCCAGUGGAACGCGACACGGUAAUUGUUAGUCAGCCCACCGCAGCAAUGAUCACGAAUUUCCGAUUAAGAAACCCCCUGGAACAAAUGUCACGGGAAGAAAUAUUCAAUUUCAUCACAAACCCUGUUCCGCAAGGUCAGAAGGUUCUCUGCAAGAUAACUCGUAGCAAAGACGGUUUCGGAAAGCUUUACCCUCAAUAUGAACUUUAUAUUGAAGAGACAUCGGAAAAUGGAGAAGAGACCACGUCAUUCCUUCUCUCGGCAAAGAAAAGGAAGAAAAGCAAAAGUUCGCAUUACGUGAUUACGACGGAUAAACCUGGUGCGCCUGUGACAGUCAAGAAUACAGUUGGCAAAGUCAGAUCUAAUUUCCUGGGAACGGCCUUUGUGAUAUAUUCAAAUGGUAAAAACCCUUUCAAGCGCGAGCCUGAAUUAACCGACCACCCCAUUAGGGAGGAGUUAGGUGCAGUCGUUUAUGAUCCCAACAUUCUUGGAUUUAAAGGACCACGAAAAAUGACCGUUCUGUUGAUAGGAAUGACCAGGGCAGGUCAAAGACCCGAAUUCCGUCCGACAAAGGAAUCACAAACGUUAAUUGGGAAAUUUAGGAAUGGUGAUCACCGAGAUAUAUUGGUUCUACACAACAAAUCUCCGCAGUGGAACGAAGAAAUCGCGGUAAUCACCGGAGGUACCGGGGGGAUAGGUUACGAGAUUGCUCGAAAGUUUGCUCGAAAUGGUAUACGCUGUGUUAUACUUGGUCGUAAGAAGGAGAAGAUUGAAGAAUGUCAGGCGAAUCUUAUGAAUAAGGAAGGGAUGAAGGAAUAUCCCGAACACGUAGGAUUCGUUUGUGAUGUUAGAAAUUCUGAAGAGAUUGAAAGGAUCUGUGAGAGUAUUUCAAAACUUGGAAACAUUGGUUAUUUGGUCAACGCCGCAGGUACGGAAGUAGCAGAUGCUGCGAUGUAUCUUGCCAGAGCCCAAUUUGUAACCGGACAGGUUAGUGGUGUUCGGGGUUCGGUA
This is a messenger RNA of Acaulospora colombiana, 1299 nucleotides long. NCBI's taxonomy places the organism in Eukaryota, Fungi, Glomeromycota, Glomeromycetes, Diversisporales, Acaulosporaceae. The record is from the annotation of a GenBank genome assembly.